GCAGCGCCCCCUGCAGGCACAGAGGAGCCGUUCAAGUCACCUCGCAGCUCCAGGCAUGCGAACAACGAGGCUCCGGCUGGCCGCCUUCGUGGCGCUGCUGUCGGCGGCGUGCUGCUGCUGCUCCACACGGGCGGAGGUGAUCGACGACGUGCUGGGCAGCCUCUCCAAGGGUGCCUCUUUCCUGGAGCGCCAGCACGAGCACAUCAACCUAGAUGGCGUGGUGGGCUUCCUCAUGCUGCAGGCCGAGCUGAAGGAGGCUGUGCGAACGUGGCCUCACUCGGACCCGGUCAGCUGGGCUCAGAGGACGGCGGCCGUGAGUCUUAUCAAGCGUCUGGAUCGCAGCUUCGACAGUGCUAUCGCAGCCCUACGCCAGAAUGACCCUAAGUACUACCAAGAGUUCGAGCCUUUGCUGUCGUGGAAGUUCUGGCAGAUUGGCGAGGAGCGGAGCACCACUGACCCCAGCCUGGUUUACGCCGCCACCACCGCCAGCGAGUGCUACGAUGAGCAUCUCAGCGACAAGUGCCUCACGCUGCUGCUCGGAACUUGGAAACAGAAGGGGACGCCGUGCAUCGUGACCAAGCCGUGCCGGGACACCAUGACCCAGUUCGGUUGCCCGCACUACUCGCUCUCCCACCAGCUGCUGUACUUCAUGAUCGGGAAGAUGAAAGGGUGCUCGAACCUGCUGAAGGGCGACACGCGAGCGUCCCGUGCCAACAUGACCGAGCGUAGCUACCAGAAGAUCUUCUGCUCCAACAUGAUGAAGACCAACCAGGACAUUGCCACGGACGGACUCAGCGAGCAGACGGCAGACAUCUUCAUCGAGAACAUCCUCAUCUGCGGAUUAGCCGGCUUCUCUGACUUUUACAAAGCUGAAUGGCUGGAGCACAUUCUCCGACUGCAGGACAGCGAGCUCGGCUGCUUUGGCCGCGACCGGAGCAUCGUCUCGCAGAUGAUUGGAGACGAACUGCUGGAGCAACUGCAACCUCAUCACCGUGUCAAGAGGAGGGAGAAGAUUCUUCCUGACGGCUGCUCCAGUCACAUGACGGCUGUGGCAGUGGGUGCCCUGGGAGGAUAUUUAAACUUCUACCUGAAGGAGCAGGACAUAACCAAGAGGCCCCUUUCGUGAUCUCCUCAUUCUUCCCUACUCCACAAGGCUCCGGA
This is a messenger RNA of Syngnathoides biaculeatus (alligator pipefish), 1161 nucleotides long. It is a transcript of the gene c16h16orf89, whose product is annotated as chromosome 16 C16orf89 homolog. The record is from RefSeq and is a predicted model, not a curated record. NCBI's taxonomy places the organism in Eukaryota, Metazoa, Chordata, Actinopteri, Syngnathiformes, Syngnathidae. The transcript is spliced from 8 exons. Gene Ontology annotation, cellular component: membrane; cytosol. The coding region runs from base 56 to 1126 and encodes 356 amino acids.